Serendipita indica DSM 11827 is the source of this 1695-nucleotide messenger RNA. NCBI's taxonomy places the organism in Eukaryota, Fungi, Basidiomycota, Agaricomycetes, Sebacinales, Serendipitaceae. The record is from the annotation of a GenBank genome assembly.
AUGUCCGUUCCUAGGCCCACAGAUUCCACAGAGCCCGCUAUAAAUGACGCAGAGCUCAGACUCAAAGCUCUCCAAAAACAAAAGAAAGUAGAGCAAGGCCACUUGUUGCCGCCUUCCAACGCGACACAUCCCUGCGACCGCUGGGAGACGUUUUACGUCUACAAAUUCAUCCAAAAGUUUACAAAUCUAUGCGAAGAAAUUCCACAAUUUCUCCACAUUACAGAUCUCGAAAAUGCGCUCCUCGACGAACCAGGAGUAGUCAAUACGUUGCUAGAACAAGUCGUUCUGCGCUUCAUCCUCAAUCUACGACCAAAUACACGGAAUACGAGUUCGGAGCUUCUUCCAGCAACACUGCAGAGCGUGCUACAUGAGCUGUUGAAGGACAAGGAUAGACUGCGAGAACGAACAGUCUUUUGGGACUACGAUGCAGAUACAAACGUGAUGCCCCUGAAAGACCUCGAAGGCGGGUUCUGGUUCGCCUCGUGGGACCUCAAGCUUCGUAUCCUUCGCCAGCUUGUCGAUUGGCAGCUCCAUUACUCUAGUGCGAUUCGGGAUGUGAUUGACACCGCUUGGCAAUUCAGACAAAAGCCGCACAAGAAGAAAGCAGAAGCACCAAAGCCGCCUCCGUCGCCCGGAGCACCAAACAGUCGAGAGGGUCUAAGAGUUGCACCGAUCGGUCAAGAUAAAGACAGGACACGAUUUUGGAUAGCAGACAAUUCUCCACGGCUCUACGCAUCCAAUAAUCCAUGGAAAGUGGCGCAAACUUUCCGUUGUGUUGCACAGACACGCGAGGACUAUAUUGAAUGGAUCGAAAAAUUACGAGCCAGCGCUCCGCCGGAGCAGGAAGAAGGCAACUACGAAGACCAUAGGCACCAUUUACACUGGGAACUUAUAUAUGCGCUGGAGAUGAGAGUGGAUGAGGUGCAAAGGGCGCUAGAGGACGAGGACAACAUUCGCAAACAAAGAGAAGCAGUUGCCAACGCGGCGCCGACGCACCGCGUCUCUCGCUCAUAUGCGUCGCUCCUUUCGGAGACCGAGGUGGCUGUCAGAGAGGAAAUCCAAGCAGCUGAGGACUGGCUGAUUAACCGCACGGACGUCCAGUCUGGAGAUGAAGUCCCAGAUACGCGGGAGACUACACCUGGGGGGCACGAGGAAGACGGUGCAGAAGUUACCAAACCAACCACCAACAAGCAGUACGAGCAAUAUGACGCAGAGUACGACGAAUUACAGGACGACCCGUCACUCAUCAUAGAGUCGGACGCCGAACGUAAACCAGCUGGCAAGAAGAGGAGAAGACGCCUCACUCCAGUCUCGCAAAAGCCAACCAGAGUAUCAGCACGGAAAAGGGCGCGUCAUGGAGAAGCGGAAGGAUCGGCACCGACUGAAAUUGCCCCUGCCCUCGCCAUGAAUGGGCAUGGUCCUCAGUCGGAGCCCAACGAUGACGUCGCACCCCUGGAGCCCAAGCAACCAGAAAAGAGUGCAAAAGGUAGAAACGCAAAGUUUUGGUAUUUCGAUCAAGUCGAGGGGCCCCCGGCCAAGCGUCCAGACAUGGUGGAUAACCCAGACGCAAUUCUCAAACGUAAGCGAACGAGGAAGACCACCUUGCCUAUAGAAUUGGAUCCUCAAAUCAAUGGGAAUCCAGCCCCUACGAUUGCGGUCCCAAUGGAAUCAACGUUGCAAACGACAGAGGGCUAG